This is a messenger RNA of Pyricularia pennisetigena, 1812 nucleotides long. RefSeq lists its product as uncharacterized. The record is from RefSeq and is a predicted model, not a curated record. Bases 1 to 1812 code for a protein of 603 amino acids. Lineage: Eukaryota; Fungi; Ascomycota; Sordariomycetes; Magnaporthales; Pyriculariaceae. The transcript has 5 exons.
AUGUGCCGGUUCCUGGUAUAUAAAGGAAGCGAUGAAAUUUUGCUUUCCAAGCUGAUCCUCGAACCAACUCAUUCGAUCCUCAAGCAGUCCUUUGAUUCACGGCUUCGCUUGGAUACCCGUCGUGGACAAAACAAUGCAGAUGGCUUCGGCAUCGGCUUCUACACCCACCCCAAGCUUGGCGCGGCUCCCUGCCUCUUCACCUCGACUACGCCCGCAUGGAACUCGCCGAAUCUGAACCGGCUAGCGAGCAAAACGGCCUCGCGUCUUAUAUUCGCCCACGUGCGCGCCACGACAGAGGGCUCCAUCUCCGAGGACAACUGCCACCCUUUCUACCACGGCAGCCUGAUGUGGAUGCACAACGGUGGCCUCGGCGGCUGGAAAUACAUCAAGAGGCGGCUUGGCGAGCGUCUAGCUGACCGGUGGUACCUGGGCGUCGUGGGCGGCACGGACAGCGAGUGGGCGUUCGCCCUGUUUCUGGAUACGCUGGAGCGUAUGGGAUACGACCCGAGCGCGCAGCCUGAAAAGGGGUUCGGACCUACUGUUUUGCGCAGGGCCAUGCUCAAGACCAUUGAGCUGAUCAACGAGCUCAUCGACGACAUACCGGAGAGCAUCAUCCAGGCUGAGAAGGUGGACACGCGCAGCCUGCUCAACUUUGCCCUCACGGACGGGCACAGCAUCAUCUGCACAAGAUAUGUGAGCAGCGCCACCGAUGAGGCUGCAAGUUUGUACUACUCUUCGGGCAGUCAGUGGGAGAAUAGGCCAUCGCCCGAGGAUGAGUGCAAUUUUCAGAUGGAGCGGCGCGAUAAGGGUGCCGAUGUUGUCCUUGUCGCUAGCGAGCCGUUGACGUUUGAGAGGGAAAAUUGGGUCAACGUACCUACAAACUCAAUUCUCACCAUACACGGUCAAACAGUCAUGGUGCAUCCGAUCAUAGAUCAGUUCUCUAACCACAACCCUUACCACACAAGGUCUGCCGCCUAUGUGCAGACGAAGGGUCUGUCGGCGAACGAGAAGCUUGCCGUGGCCCCAGCGCUAGAGGACGCAGCCAGAGUCUCCCCCUCUGCCAUUGCCGCUGAGGCCUUGCAACGGCGCCUCCAGGGAUCUGCAGCCCAGGCUCCUCUCCCAUAUCAGCCGCGGGCGGGGAGCGGCGGCGGCGGCGGCCACGAGGACGCGGCGGCGCGGCGGACGGCCUCGGCGCGGCGGGACCUCGACGUCUGGCGGCCGUGGGUGGCGGAGCACGCCAAGUCGGUCUGGAACUGCGCCUGGUUCGACAGGGACGAGGACAUUGACCGCAUCGACCGGCUCGACUUUUGCAGGGCCCGGCUGGGGCGGCGCAUGAUGGUGCAGCCGACGUACCUCUUGUACCACGACGAGCGGGAGGAGGACCUCGUCGCGGCGCAGCAGAGGUGGACUGCGGAGCUGGGCGUCGUGAUGAGGCCGCUGCGCUAUCAUCUGUUGCCGAUGGAGGAGCACCUGAUCAGGGUCGAGGAGGAGGCCAGGAGGCGGGAGGCGGCGCGGCUUGCUGCUGUUGCUGCUGCGGGUCGUGUUGAUCGGGCUGAUGGCCGUGCGAAUAGAGGGCGUGGUGGUGAUGAGAGGGUCGCUGAUCCGCCCAGGGAGAACCAGAAUGGUGACGGGGCUGCUGGCGUGCCCCCGAAUAAUGACGCCGAGCAGGAGAGGCUUCGCAGCCCACAGGACCCAAGCGGUAGGAGUGGCGUCACCGAGGAGAUAAAAGCUGAUGGAGCUACAACUAAUAGAACUGGAGAUUCGCCUUCGUCACCUAUCGAGGACGAUUUGGAGAUUUCGCGGCCGGAUUGA